UAACAUUAGACUCUCACAUCUGACAGGUUAUUAUUUGUCCUCCCGUUGAAGAACCACAGAAAACCAGCUUGCCUGUUGCUAGAGCGUCUUUUGACAACAGAGGACAGAGACUCUUUUUGAUCACUUUGCGUAAUAAUCGAUUUGCUCCAUGCCACAAAACAGUACAGGAUUAUAAUUCUCUCUUGGAUUUAAAAGUCAUCGAUUUAACUACUCAUCAACACCAAACUUGUCUUUAGCGUACACCUCUGGAAAUUGCGCACGGAGAUGGCGCAAAGGUACGACGAGCUGGCUCAUUACGGAGGAGCAAUGGAUGGAGUCGGAAUCCCCACGUCCAUGUACGGAGACCCGCAUGCCCCACGGCCCCUGCCCCAGGUCCACCACCUGAACCAUGGGCCGCCCCCGCACCCGACGCAGCACUAUGGAGCACACGCGCCGCACAACAUCAUGCCGAGCAGCAUGGGCAGCGCCGUCAACGACGCACUAAAGAGAGACAAGGACCAAAUCUACGGCCACCCUUUAUUCCCACUGCUGGCUCUGGUGUUCGAGAAGUGCGAGCUGGCGACCUGCACGCCUAGAGAGCCCGGGGUGGCGGGCGGAGAUGUCUGCUCCUCCGACUCCUUCAAUGAAGACAUAGCCGUAUUUGCAAAACAGAUCCGCGCAGAGAAACCUCUAUUUUCUUCCAACCCAGAGCUGGAUAACUUGAUGAUUCAAGCGAUCCAAGUCCUUCGAUUUCAUCUGCUGGAAUUAGAGAAGGUUCAUGAGCUCUGUGAUAACUUCUGCCACCGGUACAUCAGCUGCCUAAAGGGCAAAAUGCCCAUCGACCUGGUCAUAGAGGAGCGAGACGUCUGCAAGUCGGAUUUCGACGACCUCUCCGGAUCCUCUACCAACCUCGCAGAUCAUAACCCAGCGUCCUGGAGAGACAUGGAUGACGCCCACUCCACGCCUUCCGUGGGCACCCCGGGACCGUCCAGUGGGGGACACGUCUCUCAUAGUGGUGACAACACCAGUGAACUCGGAGACGCCCUCGACAACAGCUUGGCAUCACCGGGCACAGGAGACGAGGAUGACCAGGACAAGAAGAGGCAGAAGAAACGAGGCAUCUUCCCCAAAGUAGCCACAAAUAUAAUGAGAGCGUGGCUCUUCCAGCACCUUACGGCCUAA
Anarrhichthys ocellatus (wolf-eel) is the source of this 1161-nucleotide messenger RNA. RefSeq names its product Meis homeobox 2b (gene meis2b). The coding region runs from base 265 to 1161 and encodes 298 amino acids. The record is from RefSeq and is a predicted model, not a curated record. The transcript is spliced from 9 exons. NCBI's taxonomy places the organism in Eukaryota, Metazoa, Chordata, Actinopteri, Perciformes, Anarhichadidae.